GUUGAUAGCAUGAGUUACCUACUCAAUGAGUACUUUUUUGGUAAAUGGAAGAGCUAUAAAUAUUAAUAACUUAAUAGAUUGUUCUGUUAGUUUUAUGGAGAAAAGUUUUCACCGUGAAAUAACAUUCAUUUGACUCUCAUUCAAUCGACAAUGAAAUAUUUGACUUUGAUCAAUUAUUUUCUUAUAAUCAUCUUAACAGUGACGAUUGUACCAUUUUCAACGUUAUCAUUGCGUGAAAUCGACUUCUUAUCAAGCACGUUCAAUGAUGUAAAAGGUGCUGUGAUACCAGCCAAAGUUUUCAAUGCAAUUUUGAAACGACGAGCCAACAAAAUCAAUGAGUUCAAAGAGAUAAACAAUUUGAGUUCAAAAGAGUUGAUAUUCUGUGACUUUCUUCGCGAUUCUUUGGAUUCGAUGCAAGUUCUGGUGAAUUCAUCGUCUAGAUCAGUACAAAUUGUGGUAAGAAGUAAUUUGGUCUACUCUUAUAAAGACAUUGUCGCCUCUUUUUAUUCUGUUUUCAAUAAUGAGCGAACAUCUUCAGUUGACUAUGCUCCAGUUGUGCGACGUGCGACAAGUCCGAUCGAUUAUGAGCCUCCAAGUAAUUUUUGUGGCUGUUACCCAUUAGAGAAUAGAAGUCCAGAGAUGAAAAUUGUUUACCCAAAGUCAAAGAUGUUGAUGCUGAUAGAUGAAUAUAAAAGUGACUUUGAUUUAUAUGUCGACUAUAAAACGGAUCAAAAGCCAUAUUUGAGUUCCUUCAUUGAACAGCUAGAAACCCUCAAAUUGCAAAUUUCUAAUGCAACUGAACUGGAUAAUGAUCUAGAUGAAUAUAAUCGCAAAAAGGCGAAUCUCGAAGCAUUUAAAGUUAUUAACACGCAAUUUGAAUUCAUAGUGGAAAUGUUUUUGUAUCAAACGACCAGAAUUAAAUCGAAUUUAGAUUCGAAUAGUUUCCGGUUUUCGCACUAAAUGCCUGUUGCAAUUUAUUCAACAAAGUAAUAAACUUCUCAAUUAAAUCACUCUUCGCUGUACACACGAGUGAAUCGUUUCAUGUCAAAUGAUAUUCAAUAAAAAUAUUUGUAAUCAUGAACAGAUGCAAGUUAAAUUGUAAAAUUGAAA
Molecule: messenger RNA, 1110 nt
Organism: Tetranychus urticae (two-spotted spider mite)
Lineage: Eukaryota; Metazoa; Arthropoda; Arachnida; Trombidiformes; Tetranychidae
Source: RefSeq, a predicted model, not a curated record